GUGGUAUUACACUCUUUGUGUAAUUUUUGCCUUUUAGCUCCUAUUUUUCUACCUCCACCCCUGUUGAUGUAAGUACAGAGACGGGUAUACCAGCAACAAUCAAAAACUAAUGAAAACUGUAAGUGAGUGGUUGGCAACUUCUAGCGACGACGAUGAUGACAUCGUGAACGCCCGCCGGAACGCGAGUCCUGUAAUAAAAUCUAAAGGGGCGCCGCUUCAACCAUCAUCUCAGGGUUAUCAGCCAUCUCCGACCUCUCACAACGCAUUGUCAAAUACAGCGCCUUCAAUUUCUGUAACCCAUUUACCGAAGAAUGGCAACAUCAGCACACAAGAAACAGUCGCCGUGUGUCAAGGCGAGGUUGCAUCGGAGCCGCCUCCAGGCUACCGCGCGGUGGAGAUCAUGGUUGUAGAUCGUGGUACGCAAACUGUAAGCACGGUCGGUACUCAAACGGACCCUUUCCCGGUGAAUGCGAAUAAUUGGGAUGCAGGAGAAUGUCCUACGAACCCAUGGGGGGUUCCUGCCCAGCAGGGGGUGCCCCUUGCCCACACUGGAGGCAUUCGAGGAACCGUACACACUACCAACGGUAUCCCAUUGAGAAAUAGCCGGCGGCCAUAUCAUCUAACUGUGUCGGAAGUUGAAGCAGAACAAAAUUAUAGAUUUGACGAGUUGAGGCAUCAACUUGAACUCAUUCAAAAUACUCUAGAUACGCUCAUUAGUCGAUACAACCUUCCACCACCACCUUUUUCUUCAUUGCUUUAGUCUACCUACUACUGUAUAUUGCGCACUAAAUGCGUUCACCGCAUCUUCGCACUUUGUGUCCAUUUGCUUAGAAUCAUAGAAGCCAGAAAUUAA
This is a messenger RNA of Phytomonas sp. EM1, 853 nucleotides long. NCBI's taxonomy places the organism in Eukaryota, Euglenozoa, Kinetoplastea, Trypanosomatida, Trypanosomatidae. The record is from the annotation of a GenBank genome assembly.